AUGGUGUAUCCCGCUCACGCGCACACGCCUGAAGAAGUCGCUAAAUAUUUUAAUAGUGACUUAGAGAAGGGCUUAACAGAUGAACAAGUCCUUAUCAACCGCGAAAAGUACGGUGUCAACUCCGUUCCACCGCCAAAGAGGAAAUCCAUCUUUUCCAUGAUCCUUGAACAGUUCCAGGAUCCUAUGGUCAUUAUCCUCCUCAUUUCCGUCGUUCUUGGCUUCAUCUUCGCCUAUUUCGAAGAGGAUCCAGAAGAGCGCACAACUGCUUUCAUUGAACCUUGGGUUAUUAUUUUCAUUCUUGUUGUUAAUGCUACAAUCGCUGUUUAUCAAGACCUCAAUGCUCAGAAGUCCGUUGAGGCUUUAAAGGAAUUCACACCUUCCCUUGCUAACGUUAUCCGUAAUGGCGAACUCCGUGAGAUCCCAGCAGUCGAAGUCGUCUGCGGCGAUCUUGUUGAUGUCUCCGAAGGCCGUGCUAUCUCUGCAGAUAUCCGUCUCUGCAAGUUCAAGUCCUCCAUGGUCGCCAUCAACGAGUCCAACCUCACAGGUGAACCAGUCCCAGUCCAGAAGUCUCUCGAAGUCGUUAAGGAAGAUGCUGUCGUUAACGAUCGUAUCAAUGUUGCCUACAAGGGCACACCACUCGAGCGCGGUGGCUUCAUCGGUAUCGCUUAUGCUGUCGGCAAGGAUACACAGAUGGGCUACAUCGAAGAGACAACACAGCAGGAAGAAGAAGUUAUCACACCACUUCAGCGCAACCUCGACAACUUCUCCAAGUACAUUUCUGUCGGCAUUCUCUUUAUCUGCGUCAUCACUUGGUUUGCUAACAUCUCCAAGUUCGAUGAAGUCGGCAACGGCAACAGAAUCAAGGGUGGUCUCAUGUUCUUCAAGAUUGCUAUUUCCCUCGCUGUCGCUGCUAUCCCAGAAGGCCUUCCAGCUGUCGUUACAAUGACUCUUUCCCUCGGUGUCAACCGUAUGGCUAAGUCCAACGCUAUUGUCACAAAGCUUCCAGCUGUCGAAACACUCGGCUGCACAUCCGUCAUCUGCUCUGAUAAGACAGGCACACUCACAACAAACAAGAUGGUUGUCCAAGUUUUCGCUACAGUUAUCGAUGGAAAGUCCUCUGUCUACCAAGUUCAGGGCAAGGACUACGACCCAGAUGGUGCUCUCGCUAUCCAGGGCCAGAAGGUCUCUAACCUCUAUGAACACAAGGCUGCCCAGAUGUCUGCUAUGGUUGGCACACUCGCUAACGAUGGUGCUAUCAUCUACAGCAAGGAGAAGGGCUUCGGCCGUAAGGGCGAACCAACAGACGCUGCUAUCAAGGUCUUCGCUGAGAAGGUUGGUCUCCCAACAAAGGAAGCUGAAGAGGCUCGUCUUAAGAAGGGUGCUGUUGAGCGCAUGGAAGAUGUCUCCAAGUACUGGUACAAGGAGUAUCCAAAGGUCCGCACACACGAAUUCACACGUGCCCGUAAGUCAAUGUCCUGCAUUGUUGGCAAGAACACACUCGUCAUGAAGGGUGCUUUCGAAGUCAUCCUCGCUAAGUGCGACCGCUACAUCGAAGACAUGACAGGCGAAGUCAAGCCACUCACAGAGGCCGUCCGCAAGGAAAUCGACUCCUGCCGCCAGGAAUGGGCCGGCAAGAAGGCAUACCGCUGCAUCGGUCUUGCUUACAAGGAAUGCACAGAUGACUGGAACAACUGGAAUAUCAUUGAUCAGCAGGAGCUCAUCAAGUACGAAUCUGGCUGCAUUUGGGCUGGUUCCGUCGGUAUCCUUGAUCCAGAGCGUCCAGAUGUUGCUCAGUCAAUCAAGGACUGCUACAACGCUAACAUCCGUGUUAUCAUGUGCACAGGUGAUAACCCAGAAACAGCUACAGCUAUCGCCCGCAACAUCCACAUGCUCGGUGAGCACGAAGAUCCAACAGGCAAGGUCUUCACAGGCGCUGCUUGGGAAAAGAUGAACGACGCUGAGAAGCGUGAAGCUGCUAAGAACGCUGUCGUUCUUGCUCGUGUCGAACCAAAGCACAAGCGUGAACUCGUCGGCAUCCUCCAGGAACAGAACAACGUCGUCGCCAUGACAGGUGAUGGUGUUAACGAUGCUCCAGCUCUUUCCAAGGCUGAUAUCGGUAUCGCUAUGGGUACAGGCACAACAGUCGCUCAGGGCGCUGCUCAGAUGAUUCUUUCCGAUGACUCCUUCUCAACAAUUGUCAAGGCUGUCCGCGAAGGCCGUGCUAUCUACAACAACACAACAUCCUUCAUCCGUUACCUUCUUACAUGCAACAUUGGUGAAGUCGUUUGCUGCUUCGUUUCCUCCCUCAUCGGUGGUCCAAACCUUCUCCGCUCCACACAGCUCCUCUUCGUCAACCUCGUUACAGAUGGUCUCCCAGCUACAGCUCUCGGUGUUAACCCAGCUGAGCCAAACGUUAUGGAUCUCCCACCACGUCCAAAGGAUGAGAACAUCAUCACACCAAUGAACCUUUGCCGUUACAUUGUUGGUGGUGUCUACCUUGGUCUCGCUACAAUCGCUGCUGCUUACUACCACUACAUCCUCGACCCACUCGGCCCACACCUUACAUACUACGAAAUCACACACUACCAUGGCAACCCACAUAUCAAGGAAAUCCUUGAGGAUGAGACAGCUGGCACAAUGGCUAUGACAGUUCUUGUUAUCAUUGAAAUGUUCUCUGCCCUUACUGCUGUUUCUGAACAUCUUUCAUUCUUCCAGUUACCACCACACAGAAAUCCAAAGCUUAUCCUCUCCAUCUGCGGCUCUGUUCUCGUUCAUCUUCUUGUUAUUGAGCUCCCAAUCACACAGAAGAUCUUCUCCGUUGUCCACCUCAACUGCACACAGUGGGCAAUCAUUGUUCUUCUUGCCUUCCCUGUUGUCAUCAUUGAAGAAAUCUUCAAGUUCUACAUCAGAAAGACACAGAAGCACAUCCACAUUGUUCGUGAAUAA
This is a messenger RNA of Trichomonas vaginalis G3, 2946 nucleotides long. Its product is annotated as cation-transporting ATPase. Gene Ontology annotation, molecular function: ATP binding; P-type calcium transporter activity; ATP hydrolysis activity. Gene Ontology annotation, cellular component: endoplasmic reticulum; membrane. Gene Ontology annotation, biological process: intracellular calcium ion homeostasis; calcium ion transmembrane transport. Lineage: Eukaryota; Parabasalia; Trichomonadida; Trichomonadidae. The record is from RefSeq and is a predicted model, not a curated record. The coding region runs from base 1 to 2946 and encodes 981 amino acids. The transcript has a single exon.